Vespula vulgaris is the source of this 3173-nucleotide messenger RNA. RefSeq lists its product as uncharacterized. The transcript has 13 exons. The coding region runs from base 993 to 2804 and encodes 603 amino acids. NCBI's taxonomy places the organism in Eukaryota, Metazoa, Arthropoda, Insecta, Hymenoptera, Vespidae. The record is from RefSeq and is a predicted model, not a curated record.
CCUAUGCCGGCACGGAACUCGGAAGAGCAUCGUGCUCUCAGUGGUAUUCGCUUGCGAGCCGCCGUUGGAAGCGGAUCGCGAAUUUGCGAACGCUCGUCUGUACUUUGCACGCCGCGAAUUAUUUAUCAAAACGAAUAUUUUUAUCGUUUGAUUUUAUUUUCGCUCAGUACUAAUACAACACGAUCGAUUUAGCAAGAAAAGACAAAGAUUUUUUUUCUCACUUGAAUAUCCGUUUGAUAUAGGUAGAUAUUCGAUCUUUUUCUGAUCUCUUUUAUUUUUUCCUUUUCUUUUUUUUUUUCUUCAAUCGUCGACACGUCAAGUUUGACUGAUAAAUCGUUAAAGAAAGGAAGAGAGAUCAAGUGGAAAGAGAAUAGUUAGAAAUUAUUACGUGGAAAUCAAAAGGAAAAUAGGAGAGAAUUUUUAUAAGAGAAAAAGGAAAAGAUAAGUCAAAGAUUUUGAGAAAAGGCAAAAAAAAAAAAGAAAAAACGUUGACUGGUUGACCGGUAGAGCGCGGAACGGUGUACCGGACGGCUCGCGAUAAAAUUCACGGUGGAAAGUGCUACACGCUCCGAUUCACCGUGCGUUAUCCGAAGAAACAGAGGCAGAGGAAGGAAGGAAAGAAGAAAGAAAGAAAGAAAGGACGAAAGGAAGGAAGAGAGGAGAGGGAGGGAGUCACGCUCGUCGAAGAGAGACUUGUCUAGUCGCGAGAUUAAGUCAAAGAACAGAACCGAUCUUUUUCCAGACGACUUCAAAGUUGCGAUAGAGCUCGUGGAUCGAAUCUCUCGCGAAAAAGCUCGCGUUCGAUGCACCUCAUUUCAGUUUGCUUAUCUCGCUCGAGGACGGCUACUUUUGUUUCCGUCUUGGAACUUUUCGGAGGACGUUCCGACUUGCAUUCGUCCUACGACGACAUCUAAUUUCUUCAAAUUUAAAAGAAGAACUUAAGUUCUUGAUACAUCGUAUUUCCAAUCAUUUCGAGAAUCAUCACCGUCAAGAUGAUUAUUGGAUUCGUUCUGACAUUCUUGAUGUUCGCCAGCGGUAUUUAUUGUCAAAACAAUAGCUUGAUCUCAAGCGAGGUCCUUCAGGAUUACGAUCCGCAAUUCAUGGUUGGCUGUUACUUUCCUGCGGAAUACCAGGGUGAAUUCGUGACGCAGGUGAGCGGGAAGGACGCCAUUGGCACAACGAACGAGCCCAUUCAAUACUCAGCCAUUAACAUCACUUACAAUGCUAUCCCGGUCUGGGGUUAUUGCCGUAGAAGAGUCGGUGAAAAUGUUCUUUUAAUGGACAGGUACGGGGACGGCGAUUGUAUUCGUUGCUUUCGGCUAAAGCGAAGAUCUCGCAACGUUAUCGAGGUAUUCUCGGAAGAUCUUAACAGGUGUUACACUUACGAAGCAGCCGCCAUAGCAUCGUGCGAAACUCUGAACUCAACGUCCAUUCUUUACCGUACGAAGGAAGUUGGUGGUGCAUCGAUUAGAAACGAAUACUGCCCUAUCGUAGGUGGAUAUCAUUUCAAGUACAGCGUUAACGAUGGAUCAUCGGUGUCAACCGAAUGCAAUUCCUUCUUAUCGGAUCUUCAUAACUGUCCUGACGGAUCGGUUUUGCAUUUAAAGUUCAAUCGUUGCACCUUCGAAUCACGCGAAUUCAGCUUCAACUGUCUGGGUAGCUGGCCUGGUGGCCCGUAUGGCUCAACGUAUAUAGCCUUGAUGGACAAUGAUGCGGUUAAAGAAAAUCGUCCUCAGUAUCGUUGUGGCUUGUUCCACGUUGAUAACAAAAAAGGAAGAACGUAUAUGGCCUUCAGUAGCGAUUCUAGCUGCACACAAAAUUUAGACAAUUCUACGAGCGGAUACGAGACAUUUGUUCUAAGCAAAACUGCUAAUCAAAAGGCGAUACCAAAUUAUGUGAAAACCCAUGUAGCAACGUUUCCAAAGUGGGCACAGGGUUUGUGGGAAGAGUCCCUCAUAGUAAAUGGUACUAUGACUUUCACCGAUCUCAACGGAUAUAACAGUUACACUUUCGUUACGGUAGAAUCAAACGAUGAAACUGGACGUUACGUAGUCUAUUCAAAGGAUCAUUGCGAGAACGAAGCUUACGUAUGCUUGAUGAUGAGACAACGUAGUGAAAACGUAUUAGAAUUCACGAUAGGAAUGGUAAUGAGUCCAGUUUAUCAGAGUUAUUUGUGCGAUGAUUCGAACUUUGACAAACCAGUGUGGAUGACUCAAGCACGUAUUGAGCGAAUAGUAGAAUCACCUUGUCCAAUAACAGGACAAUAUACGGGAAGGAUAACCGACUUAUCGGGCAUGUGUGCAGAGUUGAGUAGCAAUUGCAACACUCGAGAGAUAAUGUAUUAUAAAGUUUAUGACUGUGAGUCCGAGGAACUCUAUGAAGAACGAACGUAUCUGUGCUUAGGACAGUGGGAAGAGAAAGGUGUAAUGUACACCUACACAAUGAGAAACGAUACUGGUACAAAGGAAUGUUUUGUUGGCUUGAUCGUUAAUGACGAAGAAAUAUAUAUUAAGGAAGCAGGUGAUCAUUGCAUUAGAGAUAUAGAUCCUAAGGAGCAAGGAAUGAGAUUGUACAAAAAAGGACAAUGUUAUGGAAAUUCUCCUAGUCCUGCACCAACGCCAAUGAAACCGAUUCCACGCAAUCCCAUAUUAAGUACAACUCCACGAUCUAGAUUUCCGGGUGGAACUACGAGAAGACCAGGAGGAAGCAUUACGUCUUCCACAUCAUCGAAAAAUUUCCAAAGUUAUGAUUUUGUUUUUGUGAUGGUACUUGCCGUUUUUCUUAGAAUAUUUAAUUGCACAUAGUGGAUGAACAAUACUUUCAUUUUAGGAGUGAAUAACAACGACGUAAUUAGAUAACGAAACUCUAUAUUUACAUAGGCUCGAUGAACGUUUUAUUCUCGACUAAUUAAAUAAGGGAUCGUUUGUAAGUAGAGAAUUGCAAUAUUUAAUAUGAAACGCUAUAUAUAUAUAUAUAUAUAUGACGUAUUAUCGUAAAAAGUGUAGAAAGUUUACAGUGCAUUUUUUUGUGUUAAACUAACAUAUACUUUACUUACGAGACACGAACAAGAAAAAACGUAACAAAAUCAAAAUGCACCAUAAAAUCUUCACAAUCUUUGCUAAAAGUUAAAAAAAUGUAUAGUAACUCGAACAAUGAUAAUGAAAUUUUAUACG